This is a messenger RNA of Meyerozyma guilliermondii ATCC 6260, 756 nucleotides long. It is a transcript of the gene PUP2, whose product is annotated as proteasome core particle subunit alpha 5. Gene Ontology annotation, biological process: proteasome-mediated ubiquitin-dependent protein catabolic process. Lineage: Eukaryota; Fungi; Ascomycota; Pichiomycetes; Serinales; Debaryomycetaceae. The record is from RefSeq and is a predicted model, not a curated record. Bases 1 to 756 code for a protein of 251 amino acids. The transcript has a single exon. Gene Ontology annotation, cellular component: proteasome core complex; nucleus; proteasome core complex, alpha-subunit complex.
AUGUUUUUAACACGAAGCGAGUACGAUAGAGGUGUCAGCACGUUCUCGCCAGAAGGAAGAUUGUUCCAGGUGGAAUAUUCCUUGGAAGCAAUCAAAUUGGGAUCCACAGCAAUUGGAAUUGCAACUUCUGAAGGUGUGAUUUUGGGCGUGGAGAAAAGAGUAACUUCGUCAUUAUUAGAACACACUUCUAUCGAAAAAAUCGUCGAAAUAGACAGCCACAUUGGCUGUGCCAUGUCAGGCUUGACGGCAGAUGCUCGGUCCAUGAUCGAUCAUGCUCGUGUAUCUUCGUUGACUCACAACCUAUACUACGACGAAGAGAUCCAAGUUGAAAGUCUAACACAGUCUGUUUGUGAUUUGGCUUUGCGAUUCGGUGAGGGUGCUGGAGGUGAAAAGCGGCUCAUGUCUCGUCCAUUUGGCGUGGCUCUUCUCAUAGCUGGUUUCGAUAAGGAUAAAGGACCCCAGUUGUACCAUGCUGAGCCUUCCGGAACCUUUUAUCGCUACGAUGCCAAGGCAAUUGGUUCCGGCUCUGAGGGUGCCCAGGCGGAGCUCCAGAACGAAUACCACAAGUCCAUGACGUUGAAAGAGGCCGAGGUGUUGGCAUUGAAGAUUUUGAAACAAGUGAUGGAGGAGAAGUUGGACUGCAAGAAUGCUCAAUUGGCCAGUGUCACGGCUGAGGGGGGCUUCAGAGUAUACACUGACGAGGAAACGGAUGAAAUUAUCAAGGUGAUGCAAGAACAACACCAGGAGGAGUCGUAA